Molecule: messenger RNA, 16764 nt
Organism: Pseudomyrmex gracilis
Lineage: Eukaryota; Metazoa; Arthropoda; Insecta; Hymenoptera; Formicidae
Gene: RyR
Product: ryanodine receptor
Exons: 61
Coding region: 672-16100 (5142 amino acids)
Biological process (GO): calcium ion transmembrane transport; intracellular calcium ion homeostasis
Cellular component (GO): sarcoplasmic reticulum membrane; calcium channel complex; Z disc
Molecular function (GO): protein binding; ryanodine-sensitive calcium-release channel activity
Source: RefSeq, a predicted model, not a curated record
ACAGUGAAUUUUCGCGAUCAAUCCUCCCACUUGAAACACACACUUUGCGAAAACAAAAUCUGCAGAGAAUUACCGCGCGUUCCCCUUUACACAGUUGUGUACGUGUGAGUGUAUGUAUGUGCACUGAUGAGGGAUGAGCAAUAUUUUGAGAGAUGCUUCUGAACGAUUAUCGUGCGUGUUUUUCCGAUCGAGAAUAGUUGCUUUUUUUUUUUUUUUUUUAGAGUAAUUCUUUGAAAGUGUUCAACAAAAACGGAUCUUAUCGCUUAACGAACUUGGAAUAUCCUCAAGAGAACCUGGUGUGGAGCGCUUGCGCGAGAGACGUCGAGAGGUCUAGGGUGCCCUCCGAUCAGCAGUAAGUGAUCGUCGGUGUUGAACGAACGUCGGGGGGUAGUGCGCCGACGUCGACAUCGCUAUCGUCAUUGCCGUCGGCUUCAUUGACGAGACGAGAAGGCUGACGAGGAGAGACCGCCUGGGUGUUUCGACGCGAACAUGUUGACUACACGGAACUUUGCAUGAUCGUUCGCUCUAGUAUCGAUAAGGGUGCCUCGCACACCAAGUGACAUACACACGCACUCGCGCGUACAUACGUGCGUACGAGCGCGUACACACACACACACACACACACACAAGUGACACAGACGAGGCUCGUCGUGUGAAAACGUGCCGACGGGAUGGCCGAUAGCGAGGGUGGCUCCGAACAGGACGACGUAUCAUUUCUCCGCACGGAAGAUAUGGUAUGUCUGUCCUGUACCGCUACAGGAGAGAGAGUAUGUCUCGCGGCCGAAGGUUUUGGCAAUCGACACUGCUUCCUCGAAAAUAUCGCGGACAAGAACAUACCACCGGACCUGUCGCAAUGCGUGUUUGUGAUAGAGCAGGCUCUCUCGGUGAGAGCCUUGCAGGAAUUGGUCACCGCCGCUGGCUCCGAGACGCAGCAAGACAGUUUAGGAAAGGGCACCGGGUCAGGCCACAGAACUUUGUUGUACGGUAACGCCAUAUUACUGCGACAUCUAAAUAGCGACAUGUAUUUGGCGUGCCUGUCCACGAGUUCGUCGAACGACAAGUUAGCCUUCGAUGUCGGUCUGCAGCAACAUUCUCAAGGUGAGGCAUGUUGGUGGACCGUGCAUCCAGCCUCCAAACAGAGAUCGGAAGGUGAGAAGGUGCGCGUGGGUGACGAUCUUAUCCUGGUGUCCGUCGCUACCGAGCGAUAUUUGCAUACGACGAAAGAAAACGAUCUGUCGGUGGUCAACGCAUCAUUCCAUGUGACACAUUGGUCGGUACAGCCUUACGGUACGGGUAUCAGCAGAAUGAAGUACGUCGGUUACGUUUUCGGGGGUGAUGUGUUGAGGUUCUUCCACGGCGGCGACGAGUGUUUGACGAUACCUUCGAAUUGGAGCCCGGAUCCUACUCAAAAUCUUGUAAUAUACGAAGGCGGUAGCGUGAUGAGCCAGGCGAGAUCACUGUGGAGAUUAGAACUCGCCAGGACGAAAUGGGCGGGUGGUUUUAUCAACUGGCUCCAUCCCAUGAGAAUCAGACAUUUGACGACCGGACGUUAUCUCGGCGUGAAGGAGAACAACGAGCUCUAUCUGGUCGAUAGGAACGAAGCGACGAUCGAAACCUCGACGUUUUGGCUGCGACAAGAAAAGGACGAUCAAAAGAUUGUUCUCGAAGAUAAAGAUCUGGAAGUCAUCGGAAUGCCAAUUAUCAAGUACGGCGACUCCACCGUUAUAAUGCAACAUGCCACUACGUGUCUUUGGGUGUCUUAUAAGUCAUACGAGACAAAGAAGAAAGGCGUCGGAAAAGUCGAAGAAAAACAAGCGGUGCUUCACGAAGAAGGUAAGAUGGACGACGGUCUGGAUUUCUCCAGGUCUCAGGAAGAAGAAUCUCGCACUGCUCGAGUCAUCAGAAAGUGCAGCAGUUUGUUUACACAGUUUAUCACAGGCCUAGAAACGCUUCAAGUGGACAGAAGAGCGUCCAUGUUUUUUCAAAACGUAAAUCUCAAUGAGAUGGUAAUGUGCCUCGAGGACUUGAUCAAUUACUUCGCUCAACCCGAAGACGACAUGGAACACGAAGAGAAGCAGAACAAAUUCCGAGCUCUGAGAAAUCGUCAGGAUCUGUUUCAAGAAGAGGGUAUAUUGAAUCUUAUCCUUGAAGCUAUCGACAAAAUUAACGUCAUCACUUCGCAAGGAUUUCUCGUCGCUCUUUCCGGCGACGAGAGCGGCCAGGCCUGGGAUCAGAUAUCCGGAUAUCUGUAUCAACUUCUAGCGGCCAUUAUCAAAGGCAAUCACACCAACUGCGCUCAGUUCGCUAACAGCAAUCGUCUUAAUUGGCUGUUCAGCCGAUUGGGUUCACAGGCUUCCAGCGAGGGAACCGGAAUGUUGGAUGUGCUUCAUUGCGUUUUAAUUGAUUCGCCGGAAGCCUUGAACAUGAUGAGGGACGAGCACAUAAAAGUGAUAAUCUCUCUGCUCGAGAAACAUGGCAGGGAUCCAAAGGUUCUGGACGUUUUAUGUUCAUUAUGCGUCGGUAAUGGCGUCGCGGUGCGUUCUUCGCAGAAUAACAUUUGCGACUUUUUGCUGCCUGGGAAAAAUCUACUUCUCCAGACGCAAUUGGUGGACCACGUGGCCAGCGUCAGACCAAAUAUAUUUGUUGGCAGAGUGGAGGGUUCAGCUCUUUAUCAAAAGUGGUACUUCGAAGUAACCGUAGAUCACAUUGAACAGACGACUCACAUGAUGCCGCAUCUUAGGAUCGGCUGGGCGAAUACCGCCGGCUACAUGCCUUAUCCCGGUGGUGGCGAGAAAUGGGGUGGAAACGGUGUCGGUGAUGACUUGUACUCGUUCGGAUUCGACGGCGCUUAUCUAUGGACAGGUGGCAGAAAGACCCAAGUCGUUCAGAACACCACCGAACCUUUCAUCAGAAAAAGCGACGUGAUCGGCUGCGCCUUGGAUCUGACGGUGCCCGUGAUAACGUUCACGUUCAACGGUACUCGCAUCAUGGGCUCAUUUCGAAACUUUAAUCUAGACGGCAUGUUUUUUCCCGCAAUCAGCUGUUCGUCCAAGCUGUCGUGUAGAUUUUUACUGGGCGGCGAUCACGGCAGACUGAAGUUUCUUCCGCCGGAAGAAUUCUCGCCGUUGGUGGAGAGUCUGCUGCCGCAGCAGAUUCUUUCGCUGGAUCCGUGUUUCUACUUCGGCAACAUGAACAAAGUGGUCUUGGCAGGUCCUUGGCUUGUAGAGGACGACACUGCCUUUGUUCCAGCCCCGGUCGACACUUCUAUGGUCAAUCUGCCCGCGUACGUCGAACAGAUCAGAGACAAGCUGGCGGAGAACAUUCACGAGAUGUGGGCAAUGAACAAGAUCGAAGCUGGUUGGAUUUAUGGAGAAGUCAGAGAUGAUCUUAGAAAGAUACAUCCUUGUAUAGUUCAGUUCGAGCGACUACCGGCUGCGGAGAAACGCUACGACACUCAACUGGCCGUGCAGACUCUGAAGACCAUUUUGGCUCUGGGUUAUUACAUCACGAUGGACAAGCCACCGUCCAGAAUAAAGACUCUGCGGUUGCCGAACGAGCCGUUUUUGCAAAGCAGCGGAUACAAACCAGCUCCGCUCGAUCUGUCCGCGAUCACGUUAACUCCCAAGAUGGAGGAGCUCGUUGAUCAACUCGCGGAGAACACGCAUAAUCUCUGGGCAAAGGAGAGAAUCAGCCAAGGAUGGACGUACGGUUUGAACGAAGAUUCGGAAAUGAGAAGAAGUCCUCAUUUAGUACCCUAUCCGAAAGUCGACGACGCUAUCAAAAAAGCUAAUCGGGAUACAGCCAGCGAAACUGUCAGAACGCUAUUGGUUUAUGGAUACAUGCUUGAUCCACCCACCGGAGAACAGCACGAGGCAUUGCUUUUGGAGGCCAGCAGGUUACGACAAUUAUCCUUCAGGACUUACAGGGUCGAGAAACAUUACGCGGUCACUAGCGGAAAAUGGUAUUUCGAGUUCGAGGUUCUCACAGCCGGACCGAUGCGCGUUGGUUGGGCGAAAGCUGAUUGCACGCCGGGAAGUAUGCUGGGUAGCGACGAGAAUACGUGGGCGUUUGACGGUUACAACGAGGAAAAAGUUUACUCGGGCACGGCCGAGACGUUCGGCAAACAGUGGCAAAUCGGAGACGUUGUCGGUGUUUUCCUGGAUCUAAUUGACCGAACGAUUAGUUUCUCCCUGAAUGGAGAACUGCUCAUGGACGCGCUCGGCGGUGAAACUUCUUUCGCCGACGUGCAAGGAGACUCAUUCGUACCGGCGUUCACUCUUGGAGUCGGUCAAAAGGCGAAAUUGACAUUCGGUCAGGAUGUAAACACUCUAAAGUUCUUCACCACGUGCGGUUUGCAAGAAGGCUAUGAACCAUUCUGCGUAAACAUGAAUCGUCCGGUUACAUAUUGGUACACGAAAGAUCAGCCAAUAUUCGAAAACACCGACGACAUGGCCGAUACGCGAAUCGAUGUGGCAAGAAUACCGGCCGGUUCCGACACGCCUCCGUGUCUAAAAAUUUCUCACAACACGUUCGAGACCAUGGAGAAAGCUAAUUGGGAAUUUCUCCGAUUGUCGCUACCCGUGAUUUGUCAAUCUACGUUUGUAACGGAAGGUGAAAAGCUACGAAGGUGGCAGGACAUCAAAAUGCGACAAAACCGACUUCUCGCCGAGCAGGUUGAACAAGCGCAGCAAGCCGCGCCGUCGGCUCAUUUGGAACAGAUCAUAAAGUCCGGUUUCAGUAUGAGCGAUAUCAAAGGAUUGCAAAGAAAUUACUCGGAAGAUGCGGCCGAGGUGGACGAGAUGAUGAAGGAGUCGCCACUUCCUAUGCAAAGAGGCAAACCUGCGAGACCGCCUAGAAAAAAUUCUCUUUACGGAUCGCGUAAUUUAGAUAAUGCUAUUAGCGACGCUGAAAUGAAUGGAUACGGCGAGAUGAAUGGCGAUAUAAAGGACGACAAGAAGAAACGCGGUCGCUCGCCUUUCCGCAAGCUUAGCAAAGAAAUGGAGGAUGUACCAUUUUUCUCCCGAAAAACGAAGUCGCCGGAAGCCAAAGCAAAAACACCCGAACCGCAAGUUCGCUCGGACGUUUCGGACAAAAGUAUGUUAGGUGGCAAAAGUGCCAAAACUCCUCAAGUUCGUGUUUCAACUACGGAUUUGAAAGUCGUGCCACCUCAAAUUCCCGAGCGUAAUAUGCCGAAAGCAAUGUCCGUUUUGACCGGAAGUGGCGUCGAAGCGAUCGGUAAUGAAAUUUUCGACGCCGAGUGCAUGAAAAUGAUGAACGAAUAUUUCUACGGCGUGAGGAUAUUUCCCGGCCAGGACCCGACUCACGUUUACGUCGGCUGGGUCACGUCGCAGUAUCAUUUCCAUACGAAGGACUUCAAUCUGUCCCGCGUGAGAAAAGCUUCCGUCGCCAUUAUCGACGAAUACGAUCGUCUCAUGGAACAAGUCGACAGACAAAGUUGUUACAUGGUUCGAGCGGACGAAUUGUACAACGAGGUCACUCAGGACGCGUCGGGCAAGGGCGCGUCUCAGGGUAUGUUCGUUGGUUGCUUCGUGGACACCGCCACGGGCUGGGUGUCCUUUACUUGCGAGGGAAAGGAAACAAGUCACAAGUUCAAGAUGGAGCCGGACACGAAGCUGUUCCCGGCGAUCUUCGUCGAGGCCACCAGCAAGGAGAUUCUCCAGAUCGAACUCGGCAGAACCUCGACGACGCUCCCGCUCUCGGCCGCCGUGCUGCAGAAUUCCGAACGACACGUGAUACCGCAAUUCCCACCCAGAUUGAAGGUGCAGUGUCUGAAACCGCAUCAGUGGGCCAGAGUUCCGAAUCAGUCGCUUCAAGUGCACGCGCUUAAACUUUCCGACAUCAGAGGUUGGUCAAUGCUGUGCGAAGACGCGAUCUCGAUGCUGGCUCUUCACAUACCCGAGGAGGACAGAUGCAUCGAUAUUCUGGAGCUCAUCGAAAUGGACAAGCUGCUCAGUUUCCACGCGCACACGUUAACAUUGUACGCAGCUCUGUGCUAUCAGUCGAAUUACCGAGCGGCCCACGCUCUCUGCCAACAUGUUGAUCAAAAACAAUUGUUGUACGCGAUACGAUCCGAGUACAUGUCCGGACCUCUGCGACAAGGAUUUUACGAUUUGCUCAUCGCCUUGCAUCUCGAGUCGCAUGCGACGACGAUGGAAGUGUGCAAGAACGAGUACAUAAUACCGCUCGGUCAGGAAUUAAAGGACCUUUACGAGGAUUCCGAGAUGAGACACAGUCUUAGAUACUUGGAGACCGAGUCCAUUCGGCCGCAGAUGAAGAUGACGGAAAUCAGGGAUGUUCCUUCUAGCGACCAAGCGAUCGAGAACAUACGGAGCCUGUACAGCCCGCAUUUCCCGCUCGACGUUGUGCGGGAUUACGUGAUGAUGGCGCUCAACGAAGCCGUCGAGGUGAAUCAAGUGCACAAUCGAGAUCCGAUCGGAGGCAGCAACGAGAAUCUCUUUCUACCGCUCUUAAAGUUGGUAGACAGGCUGCUCCUGGUAGGCUUGCUCAGUAACGAGGAUAUAUCCAAGUUGCUCAUCAUGAUAAAUCCCGAAACUUGGGAUCCGACUUUCGACAAAGAAGGGAAAGACGAGCAUCGGAAAGGUUUGUUACACAUGAAAAUGGCCGAGGGAGCGAAACUACAAAUGUGCUAUCUGCUUCAUCAUCUGAACGACAUUCAGUUGCGUCAUCGUGUCGAAUCUAUCAUCGCCUUCGCUUCCGAUUUUGUCGGGGACUUGCAGGCCGAUCAGUUACGACGUUACAUCGAGAUCAAGCAGUCGGAUUUACCGUCGGCCAUCGCUGCCAAAAAGACCAGAGAAUUCAGAUGUCCUCCGCGGGAGCAGAUGAACGCCAUUCUGAGCUUCAAGAAUUUCGACUGCGAAGAGGAUCCGGAGAAUACUCCUUGCGGAGAAGAUUUGAUCGUAAAGAUGAACGAGUUUCACGGCGAGCUGAUGUCCUACGUGUCUCUGACUGCUCUUCAAGAAGCAGACAAUGCUGCUAACGAGUCACCCGAAGAGGUUCAGAAACCCGGUGCUAUGAAGCGGCUCUUCAACUUUAUCAACGCCGUCAAAGAGCUCGAAGAAGAACCCAAACCUGAACCCGAACCCACGAAGAAAACGCCGGAAGAGGUUUUCCGCAAAGUGCUGAUAUCGACCAUUGUAAGCUGGGCCGAAGAGUCUCAAAUCGAGACGCCAAAACUCGUGCGGGAAAUGUUUAGCUUAUUGGUCAGACAGUACGAUAAUGUCGGCGAAUUGAUCAGAGCUUUGGAGAAAACCUACGUCGUCAACAACAAGACUAAGGACGAUGUCGCGUUAAUGUGGAUCGGAUUGAGUCAAAUUCGCGCCUUGCUACCUGUGCAGAUGUCGCAGGAAGAAGAGGAAUUGGUUCGAGAGAGAUUGUGGAAGUUGGUGAACAAUCACACGUUUUUCCAACAUCCCGAUCUUAUUAGAGUUCUGAGAGUUCACGAGAAUGUGAUGGCCAUUAUGAUGAACACACUGGGAAGACGCGCCCAGGCGCAAUCAGACGCCCAGACACAAGCUCAGGCAGCCGAGGGAGAACCGGCCUCGAAAGAGAAAGAUACAUCUCACGAGAUGGUUGUGGCCUGCUGCAGAUUUCUCUGUUACUUCUGUCGCACAUCCAGACAGAAUCAAAAAGCAAUGUUCGAUCAUUUUGAUUUCUUGCUGGAGAACAGCAAUAUUCUACUGGCUAGACCGUCGCUGCGAGGAUCCACGCCCUUGGACGUGGCUUAUUCCUCGCUUAUGGAAAACACCGAAUUAGCUCUAGCCUUGAGAGAACAUUAUUUGGAGAAGAUCGCUAUUUAUCUGUCGCGAUGCGGUUUGCAGUCUAACUCAGAAUUGGUGGAAAAAGGCUAUCCUGACUUGGGCUGGGAUCCUGUUGAGGGUGAACGAUAUCUUGAUUUCUUGAGAUUCUGUGUGUGGGUCAAUGGUGAAAGUGUGGAGGAAAAUGCCAAUUUGGUCAUUCGUUUGCUAAUUCGAAGACCAGAAUGCUUAGGCCCGGCUCUUCGGGGUGAAGGUGAAGGUCUCUUGAGAGCUAUCAUAGACGCUAAUAAAAUGUCUGAACGUAUUGCCGACAGAAGAAAAUAUUUUGCACAGGUACAUGACGAAGCCGAGGGCACCAUGAUGGUGCAAUUCGAGCAUCCACUUCCAGAAUCGGAUGACGAUGAGGACUACAUAGACACGGGCGCGGCGAUUUUAAAUUUCUAUUGCACACUCGUCGAUUUAUUAGGUCGAUGCGCUCCGGAUUCUUCCGUCAUAGAACAAGAGAUGACAGCUUCAGAAUCCGUUGGAAAGAACGAAUCACUUCGAGCUCGAGCGAUUUUAAGAUCGUUAGUACCUCUCGACGAUCUUCAGGGUGUACUGUCGUUACGAUUCACACUGCUCAAUCCCGCCGCUGGCGAGGAAAGACCGAAAAGUGACACACCGUCCGGUUUGAUACCGGGACACAAGCAGAGCGUAGUAUUGUUUCUCGAACGCGUUUAUGGCAUCGAAACGCAGGAAUUGUUCUACAAGAUCCUGGAAGAAGCCUUUCUUCCAGAUCUUCGCGCUGCUACCAUGCUUGACAGAAACGAUGGCUACGAAUCCGACAUGGCUCUCGCCAUGAACCGAUAUAUUGGAAACAGCAUUCUGCCUUUGCUGAUCAAACAUUCCAAGUUUUACAACGAGGCUGACAAUUACGCGAGUUUACUCGACGCCACGUUGCAUACAGUCUAUCGGUUGAGUAAAAAUCGAAUGCUGACCAAAGGACAGCGCGAAGCUGUUUCAGACUUCCUCGUCGCAUUGACCAGCCAAAUGCAACCGAGCAUGUUGUUGAAAUUGCUGAGAAAGCUGACCGUCGAUGUGUCCAACUUAUCGGAAUAUACUACCGUUGCUCUCAGAUUAUUAACUCUACACUACGAUCGUUGCGCUAAAUAUUACGGUUCAACUGGGGGAGGCGGUCAAGGUACGUACGGCGCAUCGAGCGACGAAGAGAAACGUCUGACGAUGGUCUUGUUCAGCAAUAUAUUCGAUUCUUUGUCGAAAAUGGAUUACGAUCCGGAACUAUUCGGAAAAGCUCUACCUUGCCUAACAGCUAUCGGUUGCGCUUUACCGCCGGAUUAUUCUUUGUCGAAAAAUUACGACGACGAAUGGUACGGCAGCAAAUCGGCCUCCACGCAAUCGCCCGACGGACCUUACAAUCCACAACCGAUCAACACGUCCAGUGUGGUGCUCAAUAACGAUCUUAAUCAGAUUGUGCAAAAGUUCUCCGAGCAUUACCACGACGCUUGGGCCAGUCGUAAGUUGGAAAACGGAUGGACCUACGGCGAUCAAUGGUCGGACGUGAAUAAAACCCAUCCGAGAUUGAAACCGUAUCAUAUGUUGAAUGAUUACGAGCGAGAACGAUACAAGGAACCAGUGAGAGAGAGUUUGAAGGCUCUGUUGGCGAUUGGUUGGAGCGUGGAACACGCAGAGGUCGACGUCCCGUCGACCAACCGAAGCUCUAUGAGAAGAUCUUCCAAGAGUCAGGGCGACUCCGCAAAUCCGUUCAAUUACAAUCCUCAUCCGGUGGACAUGACUAAUCUGACGUUGAGCAGAGAAAUGCAGAAUAUGGCCGAACGUCUGGCGGAUAACGCUCACGAUAUCUGGGCGAAGAAGAAGAAGGAAGAACUCGUGACUUGCGGAGGUGGUAUUCAUCCACAACUGGUACCUUACGAUCUGCUGACCGACAAAGAGAAACGUAAGGAUCGCGAGCGAUCGCAGGAGUUUCUCAAGUACUUGCAGUACCAAGGCUACAAACUUCACAAACCUAAUCGCGGUGGCGCCGAGACAGAAGUGGCCGGGGCUAUUCCGUCGGUCGAGUUGCGAUUCGCUUAUUCGUUGCUGGAGAAGUUGAUAGCUUAUCUGGACAAGGCGACGAUCAACAUGAAGUUGUUGAAACCUUCCGACACGUUUAGUCGAAGAAACAGUUUCAAGACCUCCACAAGAGACAUCAAGUUCUUUAGCAAAGUGGUCUUGCCGCUCAUGGAGAAGUACUUCAGCACUCAUAGAAAUUACUUUAUCGCCGUUGCCACUGCGACGAACAACGUCGGCGCGGCGUCAUUGAAGGAGAAGGAGAUGGUGGCUUCUCUUUUCUGCAAGUUGGCGAGUUUGUUGAGAUCGAGACUCGCUGCUUUCGGCGCGGAUGUGAGGAUAACGGUUCGUUGUUUGCAAGUGCUCGUGAAAGGCAUUGACGCGAAGAGUCUCGUGAAGAAUUGUCCGGAAUUCAUCAGAACGUCGAUGUUAACCUUCUUCAACAACACCGCUGACGAUUUGGGCCACACAAUUCUGAAUCUUCAGGAAGGGAAAUACAGUCAUCUUCGAGGUACUCAUCUGAAAACUUCCACGUCGCUGUCGUACGUCAACAGCGUAGUUCUGCCGGUGCUAACCGCAAUGUUCGAUCAUCUUGCCGCGUGCGAAUACGGAAGCGACUUGUUACUUGACGAAAUUCAAGUAGCGUCGUACAAAAUGCUGGCGUCUCUCUACACUCUCGGAACAGACGCUACUUUAACGCAUGACAGAAAGUACUUGAAGACCGAGAUCGAGCGACACAAACCCAAUCUGGGCUCUUGUCUGGGCGCUUUUUCGAGUUGCUUCCCGGUGGCUUUCUUAGAGCCGCAACUGAACAAACACAAUCAAUUUUCUCUUCUAAAUCGUAUCGCCGAUCAUUCGUUGGAGGCUCAGGACAUCAUGACGAAGAUGGAAUCCAGCAUGCCGACUCUGGAAACCAUUCUCAACGAGGUCGAUCAAUUCGUCGAAUCCGAGAAGACUUACAACGACGCGCCUCACGUGGUCGACGUGAUACUUCCUCUGCUCUGCUCGUACUUGCCAUUCUGGUGGGCGCAGGGACCGGACAACGCGACUCCGAGCGAAGGCAAUUUCGUCAGUAUGGUCACGAGCGAUCACAUGAAUCAGUUGUUGAAGAACGUGCUGAAGCUGAUCAAGAAGAACAUCGGCAACGAGAACGCGCCGUGGAUGACGCGCAUCGCUGCUUACACGCAGCAGAUCAUCAUCAACUCGUCGGAGGAGUUGCUGAAGGAUCCGUUUCUACCUCUUGCCGAACGCGUUAGAAAACGAACGGACACCAUGUUUCACAAAGAGGAAUCUCUUCGCGGUUUUAUCAAAUCUUCGACGGACGACACCUCGCAGGUCGAGGCGCAAAUUCAAGAAGACUGGCAGUUACUGGUUCGCGAUAUUUACUCGUUCUAUCCGCUGCUGAUCAAAUACGUCGAUCUUCAGAGAAAUCAUUGGCUCAGAAACAACAUCUCCGAUGCGGAGGAUCUCUACAAUCAUGUGGCGGCCAUAUUUAACAUCUGGUCAAAGUCGCAGUACUUCUUGCGCGAAGAGCAAAACUUCAUAUCCGCGAACGAGAUCGACAACAUGGUGCUCAUCAUGCCGACCGCGACCAGAAGACCCGCUACGGUGUCCGAUGGCACCGCACCUUCCGGAGGUGGCAAGAAAAAGAAGAAGCACCGCGACAAGAAGAGAGACAAGGACAAAGAAGUGCAAGCCUCUUUGAUGGUUGCUUGUCUGAAGCGAUUGCUGCCCGUCGGUUUGAAUCUGUUCGCCGGUCGCGAACAGGAAUUGGUGCAACAUUGCAAAGAUAGAUUUUUGAAGAAGAUGCCGGAAUACGAGAUCGCGGAAUUCGCCAAAACUCAAUUAACCCUGCCGGAUAAGAUCGAUCCUGCCGACGAAAUGUCUUGGCAGCAUUAUCUGUACUCGAAACUCGGUCAGAAAAAGGACGCGAUAGAACCUGUCAAGGCUCAACAACUGGAGGACGUGGUUGCCAGAAUCACCGACAUGGCCAAAGUCCUGUACGGUUUACAUAUGAUAGAUCAUCCACAACAGCAGAGCAAGAGUCAGUACAGAUCCGUGGUGUCGAUCCAACGUAAACGAGCGGUAAUCGCUUGCUUUCGUCAAACUUCCCUACAUUCCUUGCCCAGGCACAGAGCAAUAAACAUUUUCGCGCGAACAUAUUACGAGUUGUGGCUGCAGGAUGAAAACGUGGGUCAAGAAGUUAUGAUCGAAGAUCUCACGCAAUCCUUCGAGGAUGCCGAAUUGAAGAAGAUGGACAAGGCCGAGGAUGAGAGCAAGCCGGAUCCGCUGACGCAGUUGGUAACAACGUUUUGUCGCGGUGCCAUGACCGAACGUUCGGGUGCGCUUCAAGAGGAUCCGCUUUACAUGAGUUACGCUCAGAUCAUUUCCAAAUCUUGCGGAGAGGAAGAGGAAGAGGGCGAGGAGGAGGGAGGCGGUGAGGAGGAAGGCGGAGCCUCGAUCCAUAAGCCGGCGCAUAAGCUACUUAUGAGGACUAUGCAGAAACUAAUGGAACAAGAAAUGGAAAAGCAGAAACUGCUGUUCCAUCAAGCUCGUCUAGCGAAUCGCGGCGUGGCGGAGAUGGUUCUACUGCACAUAUCGGCGUGCAAGGGUGUCCCAAGCGAGAUGGUGAUGAAGACUUUGGAACUUGGAAUUUCGAUCCUGCGCGGCGGCAAUAUUGAGAUCCAGCGAGGAAUGUUGAAUCAUUUGAAGGAAAAGAAAGACGUCGGCUUCUUCACGUCGAUCGCGGGUCUGAUGAAUUCUUGCAGCGUCUUGGAUCUGGACGCAUUCGAGAGAAACACAAAGGCCGAGGGUCUUGGUGUCGGGUCCGAGGGUGCGGCUGGCGAGAAAAAUAUGCACGACGCCGAAUUCACCUGCGCCUUGUUCCGUUUCAUUCAGUUGACUUGUGAGGGUCACAAUCUCGAUUGGCAGAAUUAUCUCAGAACGCAGGCUGGCAACACGACGACGGUGAACGUGGUCAUCUGCACCGUCGAUUACCUGUUGCGACUGCAGGAAUCCAUCAUGGACUUUUACUGGCAUUACUCGAGCAAAGAACUCAUCGAUCCCGCCGGCAAGGCAAACUUCUUCAAGGCUAUUGGCGUAGCCAGUCAAGUUUUCAACACUCUCACUGAAGUUAUUCAGGGUCCGUGCGCGCAAAAUCAACAAGCGUUGGCACACUCGAGAUUGUGGGACGCUGUCGGAGGUUUUCUCUUCUUAUUCUCCCACAUGCAAGACAAGCUGUCAAAGCAUUCCAGUCAAGUGGAUCUUUUGAAGGAGUUGCUGAACUUGCAGAAGGACAUGAUCACCAUGAUGCUUUCUAUGCUUGAAGGUAACGUUGUGAACGGAACUAUCGGAAAGCAAAUGGUUGACACUCUGGUCGAGUCAGCCAGCAACGUGGAAUUGAUCUUGAAGUAUUUCGAUAUGUUCUUGAAGCUGAAGGAUCUCGUAUCAUCUCCGAGUUUCUUGGAAGUCGAUCUCAACAACGACGGAUGGGUCUAUCCCAAGGAUUUCAAAGAGAAGAUGGAGCAACAAAAGAGUUACACCAACGAGGAAAUUGAUUUUCUUCUGGCCUGUUGCGAAACAAAUCACGACGGAAAGAUCGAUUACGUCGCUUUCAUGGAUCGUUUUCACGAACCGUCGAAGGAGAUCGGUUUCAAUCUGGCUGUGUUGCUCACCAAUCUGUCCGAGCACAUGCCUAACGAGCCUAGACUAGCCAAAUUUCUCGAAACAGCCGGUUCCGUUCUCAAUUACUUCGAACCAUUUCUGGGUAGAAUCGAAAUUCUCGGCGGCAACAAGAAGAUCGAGCGCGUGUAUUUCGAGAUCAAAGAGUCAAAUAUCGAGCAGUGGGAGAAACCGCAGAUCAAAGAAUCGAAAAGAACUUACUUCUACAACACGGUGGUCGAGGCCGGCGAGAAGGAAAAAUUGGAAACGUUCAUUAACUUCUGCGAGGAUGCUAUUUUUGAGAUGCAACACGCGAGCGCGUUAAUGACCGUCGAGGAGAGCAGCGGAAUUGGCAAAGCUAGGGAAUCUUCGUACACGUACAUGAGCGAAGACGAUGAGGAAAGAAAAGAUCCGAUUAGACGUAGCAUACAGGCGUUCAAGGAUGGCGUGUAUUACUUCUUCUAUCUGUUCUCACCGACCAAUAUAAAGAACAAAAUUGCCGAGAUGCAACAGAUGACGAUUCCGGAACUUUUUGUCGGUUUCUUCAAAAUGAUCUUCUACGCGUUCUAUUAUUCUGGUUUUGGUGUCGGUUGCGUGAUCAAAUACUUCAUGAAACUUUUGUUGACACUAAUGAGAGGACCACAUGUGGAGGAGCCUAUAGUCGUCAAAGAAGAGGAAGAGAAACCAUUCAGGCAUUUGCCCGCUUUGCCACCGACACCGGAUGAAUCGAACUUACAGGUGCAAGCGUUCGGAAUGGAUAUAACAAAAGAAGAAGGAGGACAGAUAAAGAUAGCGCCUCAUGAAUCGAGCACAUCUACGCCUCAAUCUAGUAUCGAAGAAACUGGCGAGAGUACACCCGAAGAAGGUACCGGAGAAGACGGAGCGAGGGCUGAGGGAGGAGAGAGCGAGGCACCAGUCACUUUGGCCGAUUUACUCGGUGGGGAACAAGCCCGAGCGCAAGCCGCUUCGGCGGCUGAAGCCGCUGCGGCUCAACAAGCCGCCAUGGCAGCGGUUGAAGCUGAAGCGAAACAAGAAAUUACGGUCGAACCAUCCACGGGAUCUAGUAUCGAUCUUUCCCAAUACAGUCAUCGGGUGGUAUCCUUCUUGGCCAGAAAUUUCUACAAUUUGAAAUACGUCGCAUUGGUUCUCGCUUUCUGCAUCAAUUUCAUGCUGCUUUUCUACAAGGUGACAUCUUUAACCGAAGACUCAGAUGAGGAAGGUAGCGGACAAAUGGCGGAUUUGUUGGCGGAAAUGUCAGGCGAAGGCCCGUCAGGAAUAGGAGGUAGUGGCAUGGAAAUGAGUAGCGGUAGCGGCGAAAAUGAUUCCGAAGAGGAAGACGACGGGGCUAACGAAUUCGUGGAAGUGGCAGAGGAUUAUUACUACAUGGCUCACGUAAUGAGGCUAUUGGCUGCUCUUCAUUCUAUCGUUUCGCUCGCUAUGCUGGUGGCGUAUUAUCAUCUAAAGGUACCGUUGGCUAUCUUCAAACGAGAGAAGGAGAUCGCGCGUAGAGUAGAAUUCGACGGUUUGUACAUAGCCGAGACGCCGGAAGAGGACGAUAUCAAGGCACAUUGGGACAAAAUGGUGAUAUCGGCGAAAACAUUUCCCGUGAAUUAUUGGGACAAGUUCGUCAAGAAAAAAGUCCGUCAGAAAUACAGCGAGACGUACGAUUUCGAUUACAUCAGUAAUUUGCUUGGAAUGGAAAAGACUUCGUUCAGUCAGCAAGAAGAAGAAGGUUCUGGCUUGAUACACUUCAUCGUAAAUAUCGAUUGGCGAUAUCAGAUCUGGAAAGCCGGCGUUACCAUCACAGAUAACGCAUUUUUAUACAGUUUGUGGUACUUCACAUUUUCAAUUUUGGGCAACUACAACAACUUCUUCUUCGCCGCUCACUUGCUGGACGUUGCGGUCGGUUUUAAAACGCUAAGAACGAUCUUGCAAUCUGUUACGCACAACGGCAAGCAGCUGGUGUUGACGGUGAUGCUGCUUACAAUUGUGGUGUACAUCUACACCGUAAUAGCCUUCAAUUUCUUCCGCAAGUUUUACAUACAGGAGGAAGACGACGAACCCGACAAGAAAUGUCAUCAUAUGUUAACGUGUUUCGUCUUCCACCUGUACAAAGGCGUGAGAGCCGGCGGAGGCAUAGGUGAUGAGAUCGGCGAGCCCGACGGCGACGAUUACGAGGUUUAUCGUAUCAUGUUCGACAUCACGUUCUUCUUCUUCGUGAUUGUUAUUCUGUUGGCUAUCAUUCAGGGUUUGAUUAUCGACGCGUUUGGCGAACUUCGAGAUCAGCUCGACAAUGUGAAGACAAAUAUGGAAAGCAACUGCUUCAUAUGCGGCUUGGGAAAAGAAUACUUCGACGCGGUACCGCACGGAUUCGACACCCACGUUCAGCAAGAGCAUAACUUAGCAAAUUACAUGUUCUUUCUCAUGCACCUGAUCAACAAACCGGAUACCGAGUACACAGGUCAGGAGACCUACGUGUGGAAUAUGUAUCAACAAAGAUGUUGGGACUUCUUCCCGGUGGGCGAUUGUUUCCGCAAACAGAACGAGACGGUAGAGGAGGAGGCCAAGAAAAAAUAAGAUUAAUUCUAAUGCUGAUUUAAAGUGACCAAUUGAUCGAUCGAUUUGUCAAUCGACGAAAAAAAGAUUUCUCUUCCUCAGAGUCUUCGAUAAUUGUUUAUUGCUCAUAUCGAACGGGAGUAAACAAAUUAAGCGGCGUUCGCUCGAAAAUAAUCAAAUUUCAAAUACUCUACACAUUUUGCAUCGUAAAACACGAUGUGACGAAGGAAGAAUUUUUACCUCGUAUACUCUUCUGUCUCCGUUUUUUCCAUUCGACUUUUUAUCGUUAUUCCGACUAACCGAUAGAUCGAGUUUUUCGACGUGUGAGUAUAAUAUCCGGCGCCCGCACUUCAAUCGAACGUAUAUUCACGUGUGCGUAUAUCUCGCGAGUGAAAUAAUGUCUUUUCAGGCAAGAAUAAGAAAUUCGCGCGUUAUUUAUUCCGGGCGUGUGCAAUGUGAACACGCGCGAUCGGAGAAUUUAGUGGAAAAAAUUAAAUUAUACUAUUUUUCCAACUUUCUAUGUGAACCGCGCGACUGCACGCUCGAACGAUAUUAAAUCUCGAAAUUUCCUCUUUGUACACGGGCGAUCAAUCAUUAGAAGAUUUAACAAAAAAAAAAAAAAAAAAAAAAACCAACCAACGUUAUAUUCGAGUAGCGGUACAUUAUUCGAAUCGAUAAAAAAAAA